Messenger RNA from Umbelopsis ramanniana AG, 953 nucleotides. RefSeq lists its product as uncharacterized. The transcript is spliced from 2 exons. The record is from RefSeq and is a predicted model, not a curated record. Bases 138 to 851 code for a protein of 237 amino acids. NCBI's taxonomy places the organism in Eukaryota, Fungi, Mucoromycota, Umbelopsidomycetes, Umbelopsidales, Umbelopsidaceae.
CUAUAACUAGCAGCAUCUUUUCCCUCUAAAACAUAUAGUUGAUUUUCUCCACUCACUCUAUCAUAUUAUCACCUUUCACAUCUAUACAUAUCUCGUAGUUUAUACUAUCACUUCGUGCUAGAUAUCCAAGCCUAGCUAUGCUGAAUCACUUUGCCACAAAAUGCCUUUUCGCUCUUGUAUUAGUUUCUGAAAUAUCCACUGGAGUAAUGGGAGAAGUAGCGGUUGAAAUGAUCAGAGCGCCUGAUUUGAAAGCGAGACAGCUCUUUCCUUCCCUUUCUUCGCCCGCACUCAGUUCCACUCCAAUACCAGUGUCCACAACCAGCAAUAGCCUGUUUUCAAGCUUUACUCCCAUUGUAACGUUGACUGGGCCAUCGUCAUCGUCUUCGGCCAUCUUAUCUUCCAUCAGCACAGCUGUUAUUCCAUCUACUAGUGUAGUGCCAAGCACCACCUCCAGCUUACCACCAACCACAACUUCCCGCACAUCAUCCAUUAUGACCAGUUCAUCAAUUGCACCUGUUACCUCCACGACUCUUGUCGCCUCCUCCUCAUCCGCUUUACCCACUCCAACUGCUCAGCCACAAAACUCUGGAAGUUCCAUGUCGCCAAGCACCACCAAAAUUGUUAUAAUCGUAUGUUCUACGGUUGGUGGAGUGCUCGUCCUAGCACUUAUUGGCAUGGCUUGGCGUAGAUGGGGCCGAAGAAGAAAGGACUAUGGAUGGGACGAGGAUGACUUCUUUGGUACCCCUCCUCCACCACCUCAACAUAUGCCUCAACCUCAAAUGAACCAAUAUAACUACAACCACCAUGACCCUUUCAAGAUGACCUUGGAUCAAUAUCAUCGUAAUAACUAAGUUACAGCUCUGAUUAUUAUGGUGACUAUCCGUGGUAGUAGUGCGGGGGUUCAACUGUCAAAGAUACUCUACUCCAACUUCUGUUGUAAUGUGUUCAAAUGU